Molecule: messenger RNA, 2718 nt
Organism: Cynara cardunculus var. scolymus (artichoke)
Lineage: Eukaryota; Viridiplantae; Streptophyta; Magnoliopsida; Asterales; Asteraceae
Product: G-type lectin S-receptor-like serine/threonine-protein kinase At2g19130
Exons: 2
Coding region: 5-2443 (812 amino acids)
Biological process (GO): protein phosphorylation; recognition of pollen
Molecular function (GO): protein serine/threonine kinase activity; ATP binding
Source: RefSeq, a predicted model, not a curated record
AAUCAUGUUCUUCAACAGCAGUGUAAUGGGGUUUCUGCUGUUACUUUGUUCCUCUCUCAUCGUUUCUCUCUCAUCUGGUGCUGACACCAUCACUGCAAACGAAUCUAUCUCUGGAGAUCAAACACUCAUCUCCAAAGAUGGAAAAUUUGAGUUGGGUUUCUUCAAAGCAGGUAAUUCUUCAAACUAUUACAUAGGCAUGUGGUAUAAAAAGGUUAAUACAAUACUGCCAACCGUAGCUUGGGUAGCAAACAGAGAAACCCCUGUUUCUAAUAGGUUCGAAUCUGAAUUGAAAAUCAUUGAUGGUAACUUGGUGCUGUUAAACGAGUCAAAAUCCCCAAUUUGGUCCACAGGGCUCAACUCCUCCAGUUCGAAUUCUGUAGUUGCUGUUCUUCUUGAUGAUGGUAACUUAGUUUUGAGAGAUGGUCCAAAUUCAACUGGGCAUAUUUGGCAAAGUUUCGAUUUCCCAGGUAAUACAUGGUUGCCUGGUGCUAAAAUGUCUUAUAACAAUAUAACGGGAAAAAAACAGCUUCUUACUUCAUGGAAAAGCUUAGAAGAUCCUUCAGAAGGACUGUUUUCUUUAGAGCUUGAUCCUAAAGGGAAGCAGUAUAUAAUUAGGUGGAAUAGAAGUACACCGUAUUGGACGAGUGGAACUUGGAAUGGGCACAUUUUUAGCUUGGUUCCUGAAAUGAGGGCGAAUUAUAUCUACAAUUUCAGCUAUGUCGAAAACCAAAACGAGAGUUAUUUCACUUAUUCUUUGUAUGAUAAUGAGACUAUCUCAAGAUUCAUAAUGGAUAUUUCAGGUCAAAUUAAGCAAUUAACAUGGUUAGAACCUUCCCAACAAUGGAAUUUAUUUUGGUCUCAACCAAGAGAACAGUGUGAGGUUUAUGAUUAUUGUGGUGCUUUUGGUUCUUGCCGACAAAGUGGAUUGCCAUUCUGCAAUUGCUUAACUGGUUUCAAUCCUAGAUCACCGAGUAAUUGGAGCCUGACUGAUUUCUCUGGUGGGUGUGUGAGGAAGACUGAACUACAAUGUGGGAGGACCUCUGAAAAAUAUGGGUUUCUCCCAAUUUCAGCUACAGCUACAGCUGAUCGAAAGCCUCCAAAUUUUACGGUUUUGGCUGUUGGGAGCUCUGGAGAAUGUCAGAGAACUUGUUUGAAUAACUGUUCUUGUAAUGCUUACUCUUAUGACAACAAUGGGUGUUCAAUUUGGAAUGGAGAACUCUUGAAUCUUUCAGACGACAACGACAAUGCGACAACAAUCUAUGUCAAAGUUGCUUCCAAAGAUCUUCCAAGCCAAAAGAAGAAUAACGGAGUCAUUAUAGGUGCGGUUGUUGGUUCAGUUGUCGGCUUGGUGUUAAUCUUGGGUCUGAUUUUAUUUCUAAUACAUAGAAACAAGAGAUCUGUUGGGAAAACAGCAGUGGAGGGAUCGUUGAUAUCAUUCGUUUAUAGAGAUCUACAAACAGCAACCAAAAAUUUCUCUGAUAAAUUGGGAGGAGGUGGUUUUGGUUCGGUGUUCAAGGGUACGUUGCCUGAUUCUACUGUGGUGGCAGUCAAGAAGCUCGAAAGCGUGACACAAGGAGAGAAGCAGUUUCGAAGUGAAGUGAGUACAAUCGGCACCAUUCAUCAUGUGAAUCUUGUUCGCCUUCGUGGGUUUUGCUCAGAAGGAAAUAGCAAGUUGUUGGUGUAUGAUUACAUGCCAAAUGGUUCUCUAGAUUCCCAUCUUUUCAGCAACGAAAAACUCUUGGACUGGAAAACGAGGUAUCAGAUUGCGCUAGGAAUAGCUAGAGGGUUAGUUUACCUUCACGAGAAAUGCAGAGACUGUAUAAUCCACUGUGAUAUAAAGCCCGAGAACAUUCUUUUAGACACUGAUUUGUGCCCAAAAAUUGCAGAUUUUGGUUUGUCUAAGCUUGUUGGUCGAGACUUUAGUAGGGUUUUGACAACAAUGAGGGGAACCAGAGGGUAUCUAGCACCCGAAUGGUUAUCAGGAGUGGCCAUCACAAUGAAAGCAGAUGUUUACAGCUAUGGCAUGAUGCUUUUUGAGUUCAUAAGCGGCACUAGAAAUUCAGAACAGUCUGAAGACGGGAAGAAGAGAUUCUUCCCCAUGCGAGCUGCAAACGUUCUUAUAGAUGGUGACGAUAUCCUUACCCUAGUAGACCCUAGAUUAAACGGCAAUGCCAGUGCCGAAGAAGUAACAAAACUUUGCAAAGUUGCCUGUUGGUGUAUCCAAGAUGAUGAAGAAGCCCGGCCUGCAAUGAGUCAAGUAGAACAGAUUCUUGAAGGCCUUUUGGAUGUUAACAUGCCCCCGAAGCCACGUGCUCUACAGCUGUUUGUUGAUGAUGAUGACCACGUUGUUUUCUUCACCGAGUCUUCCUCAAGCCAAAGCUCGCAAGCUCGGAGUAAUCCGUCGAGUGGUGUUUCUCAGGCUAAGAGCACUGCGUCAACUUGAAGACGUUGUCGUGUGCAGUAUUGGAUUAUUUACAAUCAAAUGAUCGAUACGUAGAUGAAGAUUCAGAAGCAGUUUCGUAUGCAUAAGGGUGUGUUUAGUUCAAGUAGUUAGAUGCAAGUUGGGUCGCUAGUAACCGUAAUGCCACCAUUUUUAUUCUUUGUAGUUUAUGUGUAUAAAAGCGUAGGGAGGAUACCAAUCACUUCCCACGUUUGUGAAUGUUUCAUGUUUUCAUUGCGUUUGUUUUGUUGUAUGUGUUUCCCUUUGUUUAAUAUGGU